UAAUAUUUAAAUUGAAAUAAAAAGUUAAGUUCCCACCAUGGAAGAGUCCCCAGAAAGGUUCCAAACUCCACCGAGGACAACGCUUAGGAAGUGUUUCUCAGUGCCAAUAAAAACCGAUAUGCCAAGAGAUGUAAUCCUCUCUUUCUCGAAUGAAGUUAUCAGGACCGAGGAAGAAGGAAAUUUAAGUGACUACAUUCCGACGUUAGAUCAACGGAAAUUAGUACCCACACAUAGAUACAACGGAAGGGAGUGGAUAGAUUGAGAUCUGAACUGAGAACUUUCGAUCUCAGUCGAUAACCCAGAGCUUUGUUGCCCAACGGACAUUAGCAGCUUGUCCUUCUAUACCCAAAAUAUAUGGUUCAAGAAAUAAGAAUAUGGAUGAGAGAUUUAAAAAUAUCAUUCAAAUGAUCAAAGAGUCAAAAGCCGAUUUCAUUUGACUUCAAGAAGUUAUAGCCCCUUUCUUCGAAAAAUUGGUCCAGGAUGAGUACAUCAGAGAUAGGUACUAUUUUUCAGGAAACACCAUUAUUGAUUACGGCCUUCUAAUCCUAUGCAAGUGGCCUUGCUAUUUCUACGAUUAUACUUACAAAAAUACAUGGAUGGACAGAGGGUUUCUAGCCGCUGAAACUGUCUUUAACGGUCAAACUUUCAUUGUAGGGACAACUCAUCUUGAAAGUUUGGACAAUGCUACGAAACGAAAAGAACAAAUGGAAUAUAUCCAGACGGAAAUCCUUAAACACAAGGACGCAAUAUUCAUGGGUGAUCUCAAUUUCGACUUCAACUGGCCAGAUGAGGGCAAAAACCUUGAUACCAAGCUCUUCACAGAUCUUUGGACAGAGCUUAGGGAUAAGAACGAAGAGGCCUUCACUAUGAAUGGGACUACUCGUUUCAAGCCUGUUGUCCUUGAUCACGUGCUCCUUUCCAACAGUUCCCAGUUCAUACCGAAGUACAUCAAGCGAGUAGGAAAUUACUGCUGAAGAAACUUCGGGAGAGACUUAAUUAACGAGAUCAGAGAAGAUGAUGUUGUAAGAACUCCUUCAGAUCAUCUUGGUCUUUAUUCUAUUAUCAGUUUAAAUUAAUUCAUUUCAGUCGUUUUCAAACACUCU
Messenger RNA from Moneuplotes crassus, 1103 nucleotides. Lineage: Eukaryota; Ciliophora; Spirotrichea; Euplotida; Euplotidae. The record is from the annotation of a GenBank genome assembly.